AUGUCAUGGUUUGGUUGGGGAAGCUCUGACAGUAGCACUAAGGUUGAAACUCCAAGCACACCAAUAGAUCUUAGCGGUGGCAGCGGUGGAGUGUCAUUUGACCUUACGGAUCAUGGAGCGAAUCAGGCUUCUUCAACUGUCGACCAUUCUCCGUUCUCCACACCUGUACUUGCUCUCGAUCAAAUCAAGAGUGCUGGUGUUCCUGUCACUAGGCAAAUGACUCCUUACUUACAGAUGGAUCCUUCGAUGUUCAUCUCUUCACAACCGCAAUACAUCAUGCCUGACGGCGGAACUGGCUCUUCAGGCAAGGGUAAAUUCGAGUUCGCCCUUGGACACAUUGGAUGGGCUGUAGGGUGUGGUUUCGCGGUAGGAUCAAUCAGAGGUGGCCUCGGAGAGCUAAUGAAUCCAGAAACGAGAAAACUGGUGGGAAAGCCAUGGAUGACUCGAAUGGUUAAUGCCACGGUUAAGCAUGGAUCGGGAUAUGCUCAACCAGCAGGUGCUGUCGUCUUCAUGUACUCCGCGCUAGAAAUAGCUCUACGUUCAGUUCGGGCAGAAGAUGAAUUGAACAGUCUCGGUGCUGGUGCACUCACAGGAGCCAUCUACCGCAGUCCUCAUGGGUUGAGAGCGAGCGGUAUCGGGGCUCUCGUCGGCUUAGCAUUAGCUGCCGCAUGGACGAUAGCGAACCCGGAUAGCCGGCAACGAAUCUCUGAAAUAUUUGCUUGA
Messenger RNA from Ostertagia ostertagi, 723 nucleotides. The record is from the annotation of a GenBank genome assembly. NCBI's taxonomy places the organism in Eukaryota, Metazoa, Nematoda, Chromadorea, Rhabditida, Trichostrongylidae.